AUGACUUCUACUUUUGCUUGUAGGACUUUACGUUAUUCUUUCUCAACUGUUGUUUUUAAUGGAAAUAAAUCUGCAAAAAAAAUUCUAAGCUCUUUAAGGAAGGAGAUUGAAUGGUUUUAAAAAUAAAGCGAUUUAUCAAGAAAGCCAGGACUAGGAAUUAUUCUAGUUGGUAAUAACCCUGCAUCACUUUCUUACAUUAAAAAGAAACUUUAGGCUUGUGAAGCAAUAGGAAUCAGGCACGAAUUAUACCAUUUCUCAGAGGACAUUUAAGAGUACGAUGUUUUAAGUGCCAUCGACAAUCUGAAUCGUAAAGAUGAUAUUGAUGCUAUUAUGGCAUAACUACCACUUCCAUCUCAUAUAGAUAAAAAUAAUGUUAUUAACAUGAUAUCAUCAGAGAAAGAUGCUGAUGGCUUGAAGUUGAAUUCAAAUAACCUUGAUCCAAAGGCAAAUAUUCUCCCAUGCACUCCUGCUGCCUGUCUUAAAAUAUUAGAAGAGCAUCAAAUCUGCCUUAAGGAUAAGCAUGUAGUAUUAAUAGGUAGAGGAAGGCUAGUAGGGUAGCCUCUCGAAUAACUAUUAAGUAAAUUAUCUCCUGCAUAGAUUACAACUUGUGUAAAAGAAACUGGGGAUAUCAAACAACAUAUUUUAAAGGCUGACGUCAUUAUUGCUGCUGCAGGAGAAAGAUAGCUCAUAAAAGGUAAAUGGAUUAAAAAAGGAGCUAUUGUACUUGAUGUAGGAGUUAAUAAAGGCAUUCCAGGAAUUGAUCCCACUAAAGUAGUUGGCGAUGUAGAAUUUGAAGAAGCAAAAAAAAGAGCAAGCUUAAUAACUCCUGUUCCUGGUGGCAUUGGCCCAAUGACAGUCUCAAUGCUUAUGUACAAUACAGUUUAGAUAUGGAAGUAAAGAAGAAUGUAAGAAUUGUUAGAGUUAAAUGGGUAAUUAUAGACAUCCAACUUUGAACAUGAUAGUUUUGGUAUAACAGUUAGCAAUAGCUUUCCUCCUGAAAGCUCAAUAUAUAAUUAUUUAUACAUUUGA
Molecule: messenger RNA, 1029 nt
Organism: Tetrahymena thermophila SB210
Lineage: Eukaryota; Ciliophora; Oligohymenophorea; Hymenostomatida; Tetrahymenidae
Product: methylene-tetrahydrofolate dehydrogenase/cyclohydrolase NADP-binding domain protein
Exons: 5
Biological process (GO): tetrahydrofolate interconversion
Cellular component (GO): cytosol
Molecular function (GO): methylenetetrahydrofolate dehydrogenase (NADP+) activity; methenyltetrahydrofolate cyclohydrolase activity
Source: RefSeq, a predicted model, not a curated record